This is a messenger RNA of Anguilla anguilla (European eel), 1144 nucleotides long. RefSeq names its product olfactory receptor 52B2-like. NCBI's taxonomy places the organism in Eukaryota, Metazoa, Chordata, Actinopteri, Anguilliformes, Anguillidae. Gene Ontology annotation, biological process: G protein-coupled receptor signaling pathway. The record is from RefSeq and is a predicted model, not a curated record. Bases 109 to 1059 code for a protein of 316 amino acids. Gene Ontology annotation, molecular function: olfactory receptor activity; G protein-coupled receptor activity. The transcript is spliced from 2 exons. Gene Ontology annotation, cellular component: membrane.
GCAACCCUGCAGUCUUUUGAUGAGAGCUGGUGCCUGAGUGGAGGACAGUCCGAAACUGAUGGUUACAGGGUGCUUACAUUAAAGGCAAGGACAAACUGAGCUUGGAGCAUGGACCACUUUGAUAUGAACUCCAACAUCUCUAAGGCUACGGCACUCUUAACCAUGGAAUCUCUGAAUUUACCCCCGCUGGGCGUCUACCCAGCCUUCGCCCUGGGAACAGCGGUGUACUGCUUCAUCCUGUUCUGCAACAGCAUGCUCGUCAUCACCAUAGCGCUGCACGGCAGUCUGCACAAACCCAUGCACGUGCUGCUCUUCAACUUGCCCAUAAACGACAUGGUGGGGGCCUCCGCCUUCUUCCCUCAGUUCAUCGCCAGCAUUCUGGCCCAGAGGCGCUCCAUCUCUUACCCAGCAUGCUUCGUGCAGGGCAUGCUCGUACACCUGUACGGCGUGGGAUCCCUGCUGAUACUGACCGCGAUGGCGUACGACAGGUACGUCGCCAUCUGCAGCCCGCUGAGGUACAACGCCAUCAUGACCAACGGCAACUUGGUGAAGAUCAUCGCCGCCAUGUGGCUCGCGGACUUCCUUGUGAUCGGCGCGCUCUUUGCUCUGCUCACCCGUUUUGACAUCUGCAGGACGCUCAUAGUGGACAUGUACUGUAACAAUCCCACAUUAAUGAAGCUCAUCUGUGACGACACGUACAUAAACAACUACUACGGGCUGUUCUUAAUGGUUGUGACUCAGGGCGGGUCGCUGCUUGUGAUCACGUACACGUACGUCCAAAUCCUGCUCACCUGCUUGCUCAACAAGCAGUCUGACGCCAAGAGCAAAGCUAUUCAGACGUGUGCCACACACUUAGUGGUCUUCCUGUUCUUGGAGUUCAACGCAUUCUUUACUAUAAUCGCACAUCGUUUGAACAGCGUCUCCCCAUAUUUGAGGAAGUCUUUCGGAGUCUCAGUAUUAAUCUUUCCUCCUCUCCUUAACCCCUUAAUAUAUGGCCUCAAAACUAAAGAAAUUCGAGAGAAGAUUAAAUUCUUCAACAAACAAGUGUCUCAUUUUUAAGGAUAGGUGGCCUGAAUUAAUAUCUGGCUAAGUGUCAGUCAUCUCAAUCUGCAAAUUCUGAUUGCGUGUGUUACAUGUUAUACUG